CCCCCCCUCUCCGGCCGCCUCGUGUGCCCAGCGCGCUCAGGCAGACUUUUGCCUGGUCUGAAGCAAAAGGGUUUCCAGAAAAGUGCUUACAGGAAAUUAAUUUAAUCUUGCCAUGCCACCUCCAGCAGACACGGGUUUGGCCUAUACCCCUCCAGAUGGCCAAUGGGGAUGGGCAGUGGUCUUUGGAGCAUUCAUUUCCAUUGGAUUUUCAUAUGCUUUCCCGAAAGGAAUAGCAAUCUUCUUCAAAGAAAUCCAGGAUUUCUUUGGUACAUCAUACAGUGAGAUUGCAUGGGUUUCUUCAAUUAUGUUGGCUGCUACAUAUGGUGGAGGUAAGAACAAUGAGAAUGGAGGUAACAUUCCUCUUUUUUAUUCUCUCACUGUAGGACUUGGUCUUGCCCUGAACCUCCAGCCUUCAGUAAUCAUCAUUGGGAAGUAUUUCCUGAAAAGACGUCCCAUUGCAAAUGGACUUGCCAUGGCAGGAAGUCCUGUCAUGCUUUGCACCCUUGCACCCUUGAACCAGUUCCUUUUUGACACUUUUGGAUGGAGGGGGAGCUUUUUUAUUCUUGGCGCACUUCUGCUGAACUGCUGCGUAGCUGGAGCCCUCUUCAGACCAAUUGGACCAACUUCUGAGAGGCAGAAAAAUAAAGAAGCAAAAGGGGCCGUAAGAGAAAAAACUGAUGGAGGCAUUGCUGAAAUAGGGGAGAAGAAUAUGGAAACAAAGGAAGACAGAGAUUGUUGUGAAAACUUCAACAAGUUCCUUGACUUAUCGCUUUUUAAGCACAGAGGCUUCCUGAUCUAUCUGAUAGGGAACGUGCUGAUGUUUUUAGGAUUUUUUGCACCGAUUGUCUUUUUGGCUCCUUAUGCAAAGCACCGUGGGAUUGAUGAAUAUUCGGCAGCUUUUCUCCUUUCCAUUCUAGCAAUAGUUGACAUGAUAGCCAGGCCAGCUACUGGGCUCCUUGCAAAUAGCAAAUGGGUGAGGCCAAGAAUUCAGUAUUUUUUCAGCUUUUCCAUUGCUUUUAAUGGUGUUUGCCACCUGCUAUGCCCAUUGGCAACAAGUUACAUGGGCUUAGUCAUUUAUUCUAUCUUUUUUGGCCUGGCCUUUGGUAUGGUUUGUGCAAUGCUCUUUGAAACUCUCAUGGAUCUUGUUGGUGCCAGCCGUUUCACAAGUGCUGUAGGAUUAGUCACCAUAGUGGAAUGUUGCACCAUAUUACUUGGGCCACCUAUUGGGGGUACUCUUAUUGAUACCUUUGGAGACUACAAAUACAUGUUCAUUAAAUGCGGGGCAGUGAUGGUCUUGGCUGGGACAUUCCUCUUUGUUAUGAAUUACUACAACUACAGAAUGCUUGCAAAAGAAGAGAAGAAAAGGAUGAAGGAAGAUGGAGAAAAGAAAGAUAAUGAGGAUGCAAGGACAAAAGAGGGUGAAAGAAACGUAAAAGCAGUAGAAAAAAUCCAAGAUGUUAAUGAAACAGCUCUGAAGAAAGAGGAGAAUGGACUAAAGAAUGGGGCAAACCUUCCAACUGAACCUUAAAUCUAAUUCAAAGUUUUCUGAAUGGAAACUGUUCCUUAAAACAACUAAAAAUAUACAGGUAGUUCUCAACUUACAACCAUUUGUUUAAUUACCAUUCAGAGUUACGCCACUGAAUAAGUGACUUAUGAGUGGUUCUUACACAUCCCCACAGUCACGUGCUCAGAUUUCGGUUGCUUGGCAACCAUCACGUAUUUACAGUGGUUGCAGCAUCUCGGGGCCUUGUGAUUGUCACUGGCAACGAUUCCUAGGAAGCUUCUGACAAGCAAAGUCAGUGGGGGAAGCCAGAUCAAAAGAUUAAUAACCACAUGAUUCACUUAAAGAGUGUAAUGAUUAGCUUAACAAGCAUGGCAAAAAAAGGUUGUGAAGUGGGGCAUGACUCACUUAACAAUCGCCUUGCUUAGAAAUGAAAAUUUUGGGCUCAAUUGCGGUUAUAACUUGAGGACUACCUGUGGUAUGAAAUCAAAUUUUAAAAUAGUCACAUUUUAUAUGGUUACAUAAUUAUUUAGAGCUGGCUUUACAGUACUGCAAAUCUAAGCCUUAUCUUGUUUUUACUAAAGAACUGAGAGUAUACUUGUCCUAGCUGGUGAAAAAAAAAUAGGAUAAUUUAUACUUGAUUUUUUGACCUGUACUCCUGUUUCUAUUGUAGCAAAAAUAGAAAAGUAGAAAAAUGUUGUAUAAUAAAAAGUGCAAGAUUUUUUUCCUUUAAAAAAAAUGUAUAGCAACUCACAGCACUUUUUACACUGUAAGAUCCAAGAUUUGGUCUUCGACAUUCCAAUAAAAAAAAGCCAUGUCUGCAAAAAGUUUCCAUAAGAAGAAUCUCAGAGAAGUAAAAAAAAUUUUUUUUUUCUUUCCGGGUAUUUUUAUUUGCUUUGUAUUUGAAGGUAAUCUGGUACUACAUAGAAUAAAAUAGUGAGAUGUGCUUGCUGAAAGAGAACUCACAGAGACAUGUCCAGUUGCCUUUUCAGAAUAUUGAUAGGUCCAUUGAUUUGAACCAACACUCAGAGAUCAAAGCCUGCAAGAACUUAAUAUAAUGCACUUAUCUAAAAAAAAAGAACAAUAAUCAUACCUAAGCAUUAAGUUUACCAUUCCAUUUUACUUCUGACUUUAUCUGGUGGGUUUGGCAAAAUUAAAACCCUUCAAUAAACCCAUCAAUCAUAGUUGCAAAAAUAUCAGCGAGAUAGUUUAGGAAAUAAGCAUUUGGGAACUGCAGAUUAAAAAAAGGGAAAACCCCAAUUUCUCGCUUCUCAAAGGAAUGAACCUUAUACCUAGCCAAAUAUGUAUGAUAUGAUUCUACUUUGCAUCAUCAGUCAAUACCAUUUGCCUGCAAGCAAGAACUGGUAAGACUACAAAAUAGUCAAAGUAAUAGAAAAUGAAGAAGCUAAAGUGCUCUGGGACUUUAGAAUGCAAACAGACAAAUACCUGCCACAUAGCACCCCAGAUUUAAUUAUCGUUGAAAAGAAAGAUAAGGAAAAAAAAUCUGGAUAGUGGACCUGACCAUACCUGAACACAGCAGUAUAGAAGAAAAAGAACUGGAGAAAAUCACAAAAUACGAAGACCUGCAAAUUGAAGUAGAACGACUGUGACAAAAUAAAGCAGUGAUA
Notechis scutatus (mainland tiger snake) is the source of this 3129-nucleotide messenger RNA. NCBI's taxonomy places the organism in Eukaryota, Metazoa, Chordata, Lepidosauria, Squamata, Elapidae. The record is from RefSeq and is a predicted model, not a curated record.